Messenger RNA from Danio aesculapii, 12638 nucleotides. RefSeq names its product fibrocystin-L-like. Lineage: Eukaryota; Metazoa; Chordata; Actinopteri; Cypriniformes; Danionidae. The coding region runs from base 1 to 12600 and encodes 4199 amino acids. The transcript has 76 exons. The record is from RefSeq and is a predicted model, not a curated record.
AUGAGGCAUUUGCGCCUGCAGCUUCACCUGACACUCACUGUUGGCAUUUUUCUGUGGAGUUCAGCAGAGGCACAGAGAGUCGACAAACUGAUGCCUAAAUAUGGAAGCCUCAAUGGCGGGACAAGACUCACCAUAUGGGGUCAAGGUUUUGCGCAAGCCAGUCAGUUCAAUCUCAAUGCCAAUGACCCAAACCUUGGCAACAAAGUCACACUGGUGUCCCCAACCAGAUCUAUUCCCUGUGAUGUUGACAGAGAUUCCUCUAACUCCAAGCAGAUCAUGUGUUACACAAGAGCUCUGCCGGAAGAUGAUUAUGGGGUGCGGGUCAGUGUGGAUGGGGUGCCAAUACCUUUCGGUAGCAUUUGUAAUGGAAACACAUGGGAUUACUGGUGCAUAUUCUAUAGCCGAUCAUUCCGUACACCCACCAUCCAAAGUAUUGGUCCACUCUCGGGUCCCCCAGGGACUGUGGUGACAAUGCGAGGAAGAAUUUUUACCAAUGUGUAUGGAAGUAUGAGCACAAGUUCCAAUGGCCUGGAUGUAAAACUUUCAAGAGCUUACAUGGGAGGCAUGCCCUGUGAAUUUUUAAAACCCAACUCAGAGGAAAAGUAUGGCCUCAAUUUGGAUAAUGGCGAAUGGGGAUACAUGAGCUGUAAGAUGACUGGAACAUAUAUUGGACAUCACAACUUCAGUUAUAUUGUCAGUGGUGAAUAUGGGAGGAGCUUGCCAGAUUUUGGAGUUUUCAGCAUCUCAGCAUUAAACAAGCUUGCCAUGUUCCAGACUUACGCAGAGGUGACAAGGGUUUCUCCAUCUGAGGGCAGCAUGUUGGGCGGCACAUUACUGACCAUUCAGGGACAAUACUUUGAUGAGACUGAUCAGACAGCUAUGGUGUUAGUAGGAGGUCGCGAGUGUCAGAUUCGCAGCAUAUCAAAUAAGAAGAUUGUCUGUGUAACUCCUGGUUAUGAAAGAAGAAAUACGACAGUGUUUCCGGGUGGCAGAGGCAUUAAAAUGGAGAAAUGGGAUAUCUCUUACCUAAACAAUCUAGAGGAUGUCCUGAAGUACAGUUCCAAUAUGUCUGGAUAUUCUGUCCAGUGGGGGGAUUCUCUGUCCUAUGCGUGGCCCAAUGGAUUUCGUUCUUUUGUAGCACGACUGAGUGGUUUCUUUGUUCCAUUGGAGACUGACAAUUACUAUUUCCGAAUCACAUCAGUAGGUCGAUGCCAGCUAUAUUUCAGCAAAACUGGUCUUCCCCAGGACAAGGUCAUGAUUGCAUCUCAGCCUUAUUACUACUAUACAAGUUUCUAUGGCUAUAGUAGUCAAAAGUCUGAGGUCAUGCGCUUGGAAAAGUUAAAACCGUACUACAUUGAGGUUCUUGUGCAGGGAUAUGCAGGAUCAGCAUCAGUAGAUGUGGGCUUUUUCAAAGAGAUCAGCCCAUUUACAGCCCAGCAGGCAGUCGAAGCUGUCAAUGAGAAACAGCAGAUUAACACAUACUACACUAUACUACCAGAAAAACAGGUGGUUAAUUUUAAAGGAUGGAAGCCAGAAAGUGCCAUCAGAGAAGUUCAGAUUUUGAGAUUCAGCAGUGCAUGUUUUUCUCUGAACACCUGUGAAAUCACAUACUACCAACUUGCAUAUGGAAAUCUUACAACAGGGCCGAUUCCAGUUAGUGCUUCUGCGAUGGAUUUGCAGAAUGCUCUGAAUGACUUGUGGACUAUUAAACCAGACAGCGUUACAGUAACAAAGCAGGAACUGGACACUGAGUCGGUGUACAAUGUGACAUUCAACUCUAAAAGAGGUGACUUUGAAGAUAUUGACUACCUGAUCAUGGACUCAGAUACAAACAUCACAGUAACUGAAGCUGUAAAAGGGAAGGCCAGCAUGGAGACUUUCACACUGCUGUGGGCAGGAGUUCCAUCCCUCCCUCUGCCAUUCAAUGCUUCUGAAACUGAGGUGCAUUCAGCACUAGAUAUGAUGAUCACCGCUAAAUGUCCGGCAGAGAUUCCAACUGCUGAGAACAGCAACGUGAAAUUUUUCAGAGAUUAUGAGACGGCCAGCACAUGGUUUUCAGGUGAACUAAGCCGCAGAGGAGUCCAGGUUAGUGAUUCAGAGGCUUUCUGUGGACGCUGGUCUCUAAAAAACCCUGAGAUUCUCUUCAGGUACUAUGACACUUCAUCAUCUGGAGCGAUCUAUAGUCCAAUUCUGCUACAAACAUAUGGCACUCUCUGUUUGGCCUACAAAGGACAUCUGAGAAAUGAAUUGGGAGUAUUCUUCAGUUAUGAAACAGCAAAUACAUACCAGGAGGAAAACAUACGUGUUUCUGUUUCGUUUGACUCAACCGAAAAGUGGAACUACCAGUGUGUGGAUCUCUUGGAGUCCAUACAGGCUAAGUUUGAAGGCUCCAAGUACAAACUUCUACAGCUCAGUGUGUAUGGAGUGGCUGAUUAUUUCAUUGAUGCUGUUCACAUUGGACGUUCAGCUACAGAUCCUUAUGUUAUACUCCAUAGAAGAAGACCACCUGCUCUUGCCAGUUCAGGGCUUUUCCUUUCAAACAUCGCCGUGACAAAACAAACAAAUUCUUCCCAAAUCAGCUAUGAGAUCACAGCGACUCCUUACAACUGUGGUUUUGGUGUUCCACUCUUAGAAAUAGGCUUCCUGCAGAAGAUGACAAACAGCACAGGUGACCUUCUGAUUCAAAGCCAAGGGAACGCCACAGUGACUGUUAUGCGUCCACAGAAAGCCAGUCCUCCUCUUACAGGGACCUUUGACGUUGAGUUCUUUGGUCGACAUGUUGAAGGUCUGGCAAUAGACAUCAGUGCUGCAGAUCUGCAGUAUGCUCUACAGGGGAUCCCAGAGCUCGGCCAGCUGCAGGUGCAGAGAACUGGAAACUGUAGAGGAUACACCUGGAACAUCCAGUGGCUCACAAUUCCUGGAAACCAGCCUCUGAUAAAGAUCAAUGCUUCCAAUGUGAUUGGUGUGAACCCAUUGGUGACAUCACAGGAGGUUGAGCAAGGAGGCCUCUUCAAACAAAGAAUUAUGGGAGACUUUCUGCGUGUGCCUUCAAAUAAACCACAGGUGGAAGUUUUCAUCAACGGUAUCCCAUCAUGGUGUUCAGGUGACUGUGGUUUCACCUGGAGUGAGUCAAAGACCCCAACAGUGACUGGGGUUUCUCCUACAGAAGGAUCCAGCAGUCUGGGAACAGUACUUACAAUAACUGGAUCUGGUUUUGAUGGUGGAAAUGUCACUGUAAAAACUGGAGAUGUGGGAUGCUCUGUUCUACAGGUCACCAAUACAACUAUAACCUGCCAGGUGGGUCCUGCUAUAGAAGGUGUACAGCCGGUCUCUCUGAGUUUCUCUGUGCUGGGAAAUGCCAGAUUUCAGAAUAACAUCAGCUUUAACUUUACACACUUGUUAGGAGUGACUUCUAUUAACCCCACAACAGGAAGUGUGGCAGGAGGCACAGUUCUGACAGUGUCAGGCUAUGGAUUCAGUAACGAUAUUGCUGUCAUCAUUGGCUCUCAACCAUGUAACAUUCUAGAAGUGGAACUUUUCCAGCUGAGAUGCAUAGUUCCUGCUGGGUCAGAAGGUGAUCAGACUGUAACGCUGACUGCAGGAGAGAUGAUAUCAAUAUUCAAUGGCUCCUUCACCUACAGCAAUACUAUGACAGCCUUAAUCACAUCUGUGAGCCCACAAACAACAACAGUAUUUGGAGAGAGGAUUCUUACUAUCUUGGGCAUGCAUUUUGGGGAGGAACCCAAUGGCAGCUCUGUUCUUAUUGGUGAUGCUGAGUGUGAAUUGCUACAGUGGACCAAUGACAGCAUCAGCUGCAUGUUACCCACACUCCCUCCAGCUGUGUACAGUGUCAACGUCAGAGUCGCAAACCAGGGUUACCCCUUAACCAGUCCUGACAUAAAUACCACCAUAGAGUAUGUCCUACACGUGACAGGUUUCUCUCCAUCUGUGGGGUCGCUGUAUGGAGGAACCACCAUUACUAUCAUUGGCUCUGGGUUUAGCCCUGACAUGCAGGACAAUAUUGUCACGUUGGGUGACACACAAUGCCGGGUGACAGCCGCUUUAGAUCAUAAACUGGAGUGUGUGGCCCAGCCUAGAGAUAAAACAUACACUGUGACAAACCAAGGUUCCCAUCCUGUGUACGGUCAGGGUUAUUCUUGGAGCCCUUCUGCAUUAAUAACCUCAGUGGGAGACACAGUGGUUUGGCGAUGGGACGCACCAGCUUUUGUACCCGGUCUGGGCUACAGGGUCUUCAGUGUUUCAAAUCCCAGCAGCACAGACUAUGAUGGCAUUGCUUUCAGCAGUGGAGACAGACAAACUGCCAAAGGGUUUUUCGCCUACCGUUUCACGUCUCCUGGAGUUUAUUACUACAGCAGCGGUUACAUUGAUUCGGCCAAUCAGAAGACACUGCAGGGUGUGGUGACCGUUAUGCCUCUGGAGGAAAGCACUGUAGAGCUUCAGGUGUUUGUCACAGGAAUACAGGCCUCAGUGAAUUUAGGACAAAUGAACUCAUCUGAACCCGAGUGUGUGGCUACUUCUGACUGUUUCCAAGAUCAGCUGGAAUUUAAUAACACUUCAGAUAGUCUCUACUUCAGCUUUACGUCCUGUGCGACUCCCACUGUGGAUGACAUUACACCUGAUCAUGGCACCACACAUGGCAUUAUCAGCAUAAGAGGAUCUGGAUUUAGCAAUAUUACCUGUGCAAAUGAGGUCAAAGUUGGAGAUAUUCCCUGCAGCAUCAUCAACAGCAGCUCCACUGAGAUCAACUGCCAGCUCAGUCCUGACAGCGGAGCAUCAGUAGGCGUCCCUUUACCCAUUACUGUGCAAGUCAAUAAUCUUGGCAAUGGCCUCUUGACCAUGCCAAAAGAGAUUGACCGCAGAUUUGUGGUUCUCCCAGUGGUCGAUUCUAUCUUUCCAGUAGUAGGCAGCACCACAGGCUCCACACGUCUGUUCAUAUCUGGUUCUGGCUUCUUCAGCGGCUCAGUUAUGGUAGCAAAUGUUCCAUGCAAUGUGGUUUCCUUUGACUAUUCUCAAAUGGUUUGCGAUACUUCUCCAUCUGUAGCUCGCAGUGGAGGUGUCACAGUUUCCAUCAACUUCAUAUCUUCUACAUGCAGCUCUGAUUGCACAUUUGAAUAUUCAGGCUCUGUCACACCACAGGUCUCCACAGUGUCUCCUAACUCAGUUAGUGGAAACUCCACCAGUGUUACAGUCACUGGCAGUGGAUUUGGGAACAAUUCUGCUGAUCUAAUGAUAUCUGCUGACAACAUCCUGCUAGCAGUCACAGAAGUUAAUGACAGCAGAAUUGAGGUUUUAGUUGGUGCCCUUCCUGCUGGCACACACCCUCUCACAGUGGUGGUCAUGAGCAAAGGUCUCGCCACAGGUAGUGCCACACUUACCAGCAUAGCACAAGCCAGCAUCAACCCAACAUCAGGCAGCGUUGCUGGAGGAACUCCGCUCUUGAUCACAGGAAAUGGAUUUGUGGUGGGAAACACAACUGUGAGGCUUGGUAACUCCCUCUGCAAGAUUCUAGAUGUGACUCCAGACACAGUCAGGUGUUUGACGCCUCCUCGUGCUGAAGGACAGGUGCAGGUCAACAUUAAGGUCUUUGAUGUUGUGUAUCCACCUCAAAAUUUCAACUACUCCAGACAACAAACACCAAACAUCACAUCUGUUACUCCUAAAACAGGUCCUGUUGGAACACAGAUCACCAUCUCUGGUUCUGGCUUUGGCACAGAUUUAGCACUUGUCUCCUUAAAGAUCGACAACGUGGCAUGUAACAUCUCAUCCAUCACAGAUACACAGUUGCUGUGCACUGUUGGGGAACAUGGAGGAGGAACCUUUCCGGUCAUGUUUAUCCAUCAGGUCAAAGGUUAUGCCUUGACCCAGUCAGUCUUUAAGUUUGAGCUGCUGCUGACAGGGAUAACUCCAAAUGAGGGGAGUUAUGCCGGAGGUGCUAUUGUUGCCAUUCAAGGCUCUGGAUUCGACCCAAACAUCACUAAAGUCCUGAUCUGCAACAGAGAGUGUACGAUGCACCUGCAGGACUUCACAUCUACUCAACUCAACUGUGAAGUCCCACCCAACAAUGGAAGUGAAGCAUUGCGGGCAUGCACAGUCAUGGUGAUAAAUGGAGGGGAUUCUGUAAACCUCACGAGUGGCUAUACUUACCGAUCAUCCCUGACUCCUGUUAUUACCAAUGUCACGCCACGUAGAGGAGGCACUGCUGGAGGCACCAGACUUACCAUUACCGGCUCAGGUUUCAGCUCAAAUGUCAGUGAAAUCGCCGUCACAAUCGCAGGCUCUGUCUGUGAUAUCCAGUCAGCCAAUGAGACUCAGAUCAUCUGUGUGACCAACGCUGGGCCCAAAUCUCAAGAAACUCAAGUGCGAGUCCAGCAGGGGAACAGAGGAAUUGCCAGAAUGGAUAAUGCUUCCUUCUUCUACAUUGACGUCUGGUCAUCUCCCUACACAUGGGGUGGUCUCUCUCCACCAGAAGAGGGCAUGUUUGUUGUAAUCACUGCUGGCCAGACCAUCCUCCUGGACACCAGCACUCCAGUCCUUAAGAUGCUGCUUAUCCAGGGUGGGCGACUGAUAUUUGAUGAGGCAGACAUUGAGCUGCAGGCGGAGAAUAUUCUGAUCACAGAUGGAGGAGCUCUGCAAAUCGGAACAGAGCAGAUGCCCUUCCAGCACAAGGCCAUCAUCACCCUGCAUGGACACCUACGCUCUCAAGAACUUCCUGUGUAUGGCACCAAGACACUGGGAGUCCGACAGGGCGUGCUGGAUCUGCAUGGAAUCCCUAUCCCUGUGCCAUGGACGCGUCUCUCCCAGACUGCACAAAACAGCUCCAGCACACUGACACUGAUGCAUGCUGUCACCUGGAAAACUGGCGAUGAAAUUGUAAUUGCCUCCACAGGCAACAGACGCAGCCAGAGAGAGAAUGAGCUGAGGAAAAUUGCUUCAGUUUCAGCUGAUGGUCGGACCCUCACUCUGACUGUUCCACUGACAUACACUCAUCUGGGUGUGUCUGUCACACUGCCUGAUGGGACAGUUUUUGAAGCGAGAGCAGAGGUGGGCCUCCUUACCCGAAACAUUGUUGUCCGUGGAUCCAACAAUGCGGAGUGGAAUGAUCAGAUUCCAGCUUGUCCUGAUGGAUUUGAUCCAGGUGAAUUUGCCACCCAGACAUGUUUCCAGGGUAGAUUUGGAGAAGAAGUAGGAAGUGACCAGUUUGGCGGCUGCAUCAUGUUUCAUGCACCACAACCAAACCAAAAUCUGGCAAUUGGCAGAAUUGAAUAUGUCGAGCUCUUCAAUGUUGGACAAGCGUUCCGUCUUGAACGCUACCCAAUCCACUGGCAUCUGAUGGGUGACGUUCAGUUCAAGUCAUAUGUGCGUGGAUGCAGUAUCCAGCAGUCCUACAACCGUGCCGUCAGUAUCCACAGCACUCACAAUCUGCUGGUGGAGCGGAACGUUAUCUACAAUAUCAUGGGUGGAGCCUUCUUUAUUGAGGAUGGCAUUGAAACUGGCAACAUCCUACAGUACAACCUGGCAGUGUUUGUAAAACAGAGCACCAGUUUACAAAAUGAUGACAUAACUCCAGCUGCAUUCUGGAUCACCAACCCCAAUAACACCAUUAGACACAAUGCCGUGGCAGGAGGGACACACUUUGGGUUCUGGUACCGCAUGCCUGAUGAUUUCAACGACCCUAUUUAUGAUGCCUACAUCUGUCCAAAGAGAGUGCCUCUGGGACAGUUCUUCAACAAUACAGUGCAUUCGCAAGGCUGGCUUGGCUUGUGGAUUUUCCAAGAUUUUUUCCCCAUGAGCACCGGCAGCUGCAGCUACUCAACCCCAGCACCUGCAGUAUUUCGCCGCUUCACUUCUUGGAACAAUGAGAAAGGUGCAGAGUGGAUGAAUGUUGGAUCGGUUCAGUUCAGCGAGUUCCUGAUGGUCAAUAAUGAGAAGGCAGGAGUGGAGACCAAGAGGAUCAUCUGGCACUAUGUUAGCGGAUGGGGACUGGAUGGAGGAGCCGCUGUGGUCAACAGCACAAUGGUGGGUCAUGUGGAUGAACUGGGACUAGGAAGUGACUACUGCACCAAUCGUGGUAUUGUCUUGCCCCUUGAUGAUGGUAUGAGCAUCAUCAACACAACUUUUGUGAACUUCAACCGUUCAUCAUGCACUGCAGUCAGUUUGGCAGAAGUUGCUGAAAGCUGCUCACCUCGCUGUGGAGGCUGGAGCGCGAGGUUCAGUGGGAUCAAGUUUUAUCAUUCACCAAACAAGGCCUUGUUCAGAUGGGAACAUGAAGUGGCGCUAGUAGACACUGAUGGAUCACUGACAGGCAAUGUCAGCUACAAGGUGGUGCCGAAGACUAAUUUGCUCGACCCAAGACACUGCUUUUCAGCAACAGAGUGGAGCGUUGGCGUUCCUGCUGCAGUGUGUGACAACACCAUUAACUUCCACCGCAUGGUCGUCUACUAUCCCUCAUAUACACUUUGGGCUAAAGAUGUGAUUCUUACCAAUUCAUACGGGUCAUCAGUGCUUCCGUUCCUUUAUACAUUUAUAACCCAUUCAUAUGGCUGGAUGGCAAUGCUUCCCACAGGCCAAACAUACAACUGGUUAUUUAAUGGUGCCUCCCAAAUCACUACCAUCUCAUACUAUGGAGUGGUCUACAGCUUUCGGCCAGAGAAUUAUGUUAUCAUAAACCACAACAUGACCCAGACACCUGACAGCGUCCACAUUAUAGACUAUAGGAGUGGUUCCCCUGAGCCCCUCAACUCCACCAUGAAUGUAAAUGGAGACUGGUACAUUAAUCAGUCAUCCAACAGCCUUUAUUACAUGGUUUCUGGAAGAGACAGUGUGUCUAGCCGAAAGAAAAGAAACAGUGUGGACCGCUCACUUAUAGACAGAUAUCUGGCCUUCAGUGUGUAUCAGUGUUACUAUCCCAAAUGCAUCGAACCUACCUAUACACCCCCUCUUCCUCCUCCUGAAGUCAGUUCAGGUCCUGACACCCUGCAAACACCUGCAAAUUUCACCUAUGUUCGCUGGUCCAAUGCAUCCUUCUGGAGGUCAAGUCCUGAGAACAAUUUCAAUGUCCCACAAGAAGGCUCUGAUGUUAUCAUUCCAGCUUACAUUUGGAUGCUUGUGGAUGUUGUAGUCCCCUCCCUGAACAAGCUGAAGAUAGCUGGAGUCUUAGAAAUUCCAGACACAAACAACGACACCUCCAUCAUGCAAUAUACCAAUGUUGUUCUGAAUGCCACAUACAUCUCUAUUCAGGGUGGGCGUCUGAUAGCCGGAUGGCCCAAUGAACCCUUUAGGGGUCAACUACAGAUCAUACUGAGAGGAAGCCAUUCCACACCAGACUGGCUGUUACCAUAUGGACCAAACCAAGGAUCCAAAGUGCUGGGUGUAUUUGGAUCUCUUGACCUGUAUGGCAUGCCACACAAUGUGUAUCACACUAAGCUGGCGAGCACAUCCCAGGCAGGAAACAGCACUCUCUCUCUACAGGAGUCUGUGGACUGGAAGGCUGGAGAUAAGAUCCUGUUGUCCACAACCAGCUAUGACCCUUGGCAAACAGAAAUACGCUCCAUCGUGGCAGUCUCUGAUUAUGGUCGCACACUGACCCUGGACCAGCCUUUAACAUAUACACACAUUGGGGAGAGCUACAGUGUUCCAGGUACUUCAAGAAGUUAUGAGCUUGCAGGAAAUGUGGCUUUACUGACCAGGAACAUCCAGAUCAUUGGUCAGGAGUAUCCAGAUAUGUUCACAGAGUCUUAUGGAGCUCGAGUGCUGGUGGGAGCUUUCUCCGGUUUCAGAGGAAAAGCUCAGAUCAGAAAUGUUCAGUUCUAUCACACUGGACAGGAGGGAUGGAACGACCUGUCAGACCCACGAUACUCACUGGUGUUUCUUAACCUGGGAUGGGUGGCUGGUGAGUCUUAUGUCAGUGGAUGUUCUUUUCAUGACGGCUUUGCUCCUGCUAUUGGCGUUUUUGGAACAGAUGGACUGAGCAUCGAUGACAAUGUGAUCCAUCACACUGUUGGAGAAGGAAUCAGAGUCUGGGGAGACAGUAAUGUGGUUCGGAGGAACUUGGUUACUCUGACACUGUGGCCUGGAUCAUACAACGUCAGACCAGAGGAGUUCAUCAUUGAAUGGAAUGCAGCCAUAGAGGUGAAUGAGGCCACCAAUGUAAUUCUACAGGGAAAUAUUGUUGCUGGCUAUGAACGAGUGGGAUUCAGAAUUGAUGGAGAACCCUGCCCAGGGUUUUCAGAGUCUGAGGCACAAUGGAGUCAGAAUGAGGCGCAUGGUGGUCUUUUCGGACUCUACAUGAAUAAAGAUGGACUUCCUGGUUGCUCCCAGAUCCAGGGCUUCACUGUCUGGAGGAGUUUUGAUUUUGGGAUUUAUGUUCAAGUCUCCAUGAAUGUGUUGAUUUCUAAUGUGACCCUGAUUGAUAAUGGAAUGGGAAUCAUGUCUUUAAUUUAUAAUCCUCCCUCGAUCAGCCACAUGUAUGCUGUCAAAACUGUUCAUGUGCAGGGUGCACUGAUUGUAGGCAGCAGCCCCAACUUCAACUGUCUAGACAGUCUGUCUAUGACUAUGACAUAUGUUUCACUCAGCAGAAGUCACAGGGCUCCACGUCCCCCCAAUGGUGGCAGGUCUGGAGUCUGUUGGCCGACAUUUGAAUCUUACCAUAACAGUGGGCCACAAAAUCUUCUCACUGGACUGACCAGCUACAAUGCCAUCGCUGGUUUAAUGACCAUCUCAGACACAACUUUUGUUGGAUUCCAGAAUGUGUGUUCAACAGAGAGAAAUUACAUGUUCAUGACCAACCCAGGAAAUGAGGAUCUACAACAUCCAAUCAGUGUUGAAAGGAUAACCAUGAUAAAUAGCACAGAGGACUCUCUAGCAUUCAUUCAUCGGCCUGAUCUUGGCAAGGUGAACCCAUCAGACUGUGUGGACAUGGACUGUGAUGCUAAGAAGAAGUCUUUGUUGAAGGACUUGGAUGGCAGUUUUCUGGGAGCUGUAGGAGCAGUGGUUCCCCAGUCUGAGUAUGAGUGGGAUGGGAACCCCCGGCAUGGACUUGGCGAUUACCGAAUCCCAAAAAUCAUGCUCACUUAUCUCAAUGGCAGCCGCAUACCUGUUAAUCAAAUCUCCCCUUACAAAGGUGUGAUCAGAAACAACUGUACCUACAUGAGCACCUGGCAGGGCUACAAGUGCUUUGGGCUGAACUACAAGAUGUUGGUCAUUGAGAGUCUGGACGCUGACACUGAAACCAGGCGUCUUUCACCUGUAGCCAUCCUGGGGGACAAAUAUGUGGAUUUGGUCAAUGGCCCACAAGACCACAGCUGGUGCUCUGGCUACACAUGUCGGAAGCGAGUUUCUCUCUUUCAUGCCAUUGUUGCCACCAGCAAAUCCUUUGACAUCUAUUUCACCAGCACAACACCACAGAAACUAAGACUUAUGUUACUGAAUGCCGGACCUACAGAGUCUGUCAGAGUGGCUGUAUUUUACUCAAACCCUCAGAGGUUGGAUGUAUAUGUUAACAAUAGUUUGGUUGGUCCAACAAAUGCUCAGUGGAAUGUGGACAAAACUGACUACACGCUGCUUGAGCCAACUUAUACAGGUCAAUAUGUACCCAGUUUCAAUGCCAGUCAUGGAUCCAACUUCUUUGACCAAGACUACAAAAUGAUGAACAUACUUCUGCGUGGCUCGGAUCCUGUACAAAUCCACACCUCCCCAGUUCUGUUUGUGGCCUUCAACCUCCCGGCUAUGACUGAGGCAGAGUUCUUUGGGCCAAAUCUGAUCAACAAUCUUGCAGCAUUCCUGAAAAUCCCACCAAACAAGAUCCGAAUCACUAAAAUCAUCCGUGAGGGAACUAAUGCCAGACGUCGGCGGUCGACAGGACUGACAGUGCAGGUGGAGAUCAGGGAGCCACCAGCUCAGACGACCACCAACAGCACCACAGAUAACACCCAACAGUUUGAUGUCCUGAAGAACAUUGCUGAUGAUCUGGGCCGUGCUGCUGUCUCUGGAAACCUGAGUCAAUCCAUCGGCUUUAAUGUGUCCUCAAUGGGUAUCAUUCCUCCUCCACCCUCAUCCAGUGACCCAGCCUGGAAUAAUGUGGCCACUCAGGAAGUGACUCGUGCAGACCAGCAGGUGGAGACGGUCAAGACUGUAUCUUCUCUGAAGGUGGUGGUUCAGCCGGAGGCUGGAUUGGUCCUUGGACCGCUCAAUGUUCAGCCAAGCAUCAUGGCUCUGGAUGCAAUGGGUGAAUGUGUGUCUGUGGGAGUGACGUCUCUGACCCUCUCAGCUGUGCUCAAAGAUGCUAAUGGAAAUCCAGUCGAGGGACUUUACGGAAACACAACCAUUCCGUUCAGUGUCUGCUGGGCAAAUUACACUGACUUAGCCAUCUAUACAAGCGGUCAGAACUUGAAGUUGGCCUUUACUUUGACUCAGUGGAACGCUGAGUCAAGAUCCUUUACCCUGAGGUCACCUACAACACCAUCUAGUGUUGGCAAUGGUUUUGCCAGCAUCUUUGGCUCCAGUCCAGCCAUCUCAACCAUGUCUGUGUAUCUGAUCAUGCUGUUCAGUACUCUGCUCCUCCUGCUCCAAUACAAGGAGUGAUUAAACCUAUGAAAAGAUUGCAUACUGUUCAUUUUUAA